CAGGCGGCCUCCUGGGCAGAGCCGUGUCCCCGCGCGACUGCUCGGCCGCUGCUCCGCGGGCCGGGACUUGGGUCCGAACUUGGGGUGGUAGUCCCGCAGAAAGCGUGAGUCCGGAGCGGAAGGGGCACGGCCGGGAGGUCCCCCGGAAAGGUGGGGCCGGCUGGAGGCGCCCAGAGUAGCAGCGCUUCGCAGAAGGUGGAUGGAAUCACCCGCUGCCUCGGGACGGUAACCUCUCGGAGUCUCUGGCAGCCCUCCCGGGAGACAUUGGAGACCUCUGAAGAUCUGUGCCUAAACUGCGACAUGCAGAGCUUUCUUGAAACAUUCCGACCAUCUUUCAACAGCAAUACCCUCAGCAUCCCCUUUUUCCAAGUGGGGAAACAGGCUCAGCAUGGCUAAGUGACUUGCCUGGGUUGACACCGGUGACAGGAUCUGUCCCCAGCCAAGCCAGCUGACAAGAGCAUGCCUCUGUGCCAGUGGGGUGCCAUCAGCAAGGCCAGCAAACUGGACAGGGAUGGAGCUCAGCCCCUGGCCACCACCAGAGGAGGCCUGAAAGUGCUUCUGCACUGGGCCGGCCCUGGAGGUGGUGACCCCUGGGUCAUCUUCACCGAGGACACCCUGACAGCAGAGGAGAUUUGCAUCCACAUCGCACACAAAGUUGGCAUCACUCCACCCUGCUUUAAUCUCUUCGCCCUCUUUGAUGCCCAGGCCCAAGUCUGGUUACCCCCAAACCACAUACUGCAGGCCUGUAGAGACAGGAGCCUAAUGUUGUACUUCCGUAUGAGGUUUUAUUUCCGGAACUGGCAUGGCAUGAAUCCUCAGGAGCCGACUGUAUACCGUUGUGGGCCCCCAGGGACUGAGGUUUCCUCAGGACGGGCAGAGCAGGGGGUGCAGCUCCUGGACCCAGCCUCCUUUGAGUAUCUCUUUGAGCAGGGCAAGUAUGAGUUUGUGAAUGACGUGGCAUCGUUGGAGGAGCUGUGGAAUGAGGAGGAGAUCCACCACUUUAAGAAUGAGAGUUUGGGCAUGGCUUUUCUGCAUCUCUGCCACCUUGCUCUCUGCCGCGGUGUCCCCCUGGAGGAAGUGGCGAAGAAGAUCAGUUUCAAGGAUUGCAUCCCACGUUCCUUCCGUCGGCAGAUCCGGCAGCACGAUGUGUUGACAAGGCUGCGCCUGCGGACCAUCUUCCACCGGUUCCUGCGGGACUUCCAGCCAGGCCGCCUCUCCCAGCAGGUCGUCAUGGUCAAGUACCUGGCCACUCUCGAGUGCUUGGCACCCCGCUUCGGCACAGAGCGCAUGCCAGUGUACCAGUUGGAGCUGCUGACCCAGACUGCAGGAGCACCCUGCUACAUUCGGGACAGUGGGCAGGCCCUUCUAGAGCCCACACCAGCAUCCGCUGCCAGACCCCCCACCCAUGAGGUGCUAGUGACCGGCACUGGCGGCAUCCAGUGGCGGCCAUUACUAGCAGUGGGUCCCAGCAGCAGUGUCAGGAAUCGCCCUGCUGGCCCAGCUGGAAAGAAAGCUAAGGCGCAUGAGGGGAGCAACCAGCCAGCAGACAAGCCACGGGAGGCACAGUGGACCUACUUCUGUGACUUCCGAGACAUCACCCACAUGGUGCUGAAAGAGUGCCACGUCAGCAUCCGCUGCCAGGACAAGUUCUUGGAGUUGGCCCUGCCUUCCCGGGCUGCUGCCCUGUCCUUAGUGUCGCUGCUAGAUGGCUAUUUCCGCCUGACAUCUGACUCAAGCCAUUAUCUGUGCCAUGAAGUGGCUCCCCCGCGGCUUGUGAUGAGCAUCCAGGAGGGUAUCCACGGACCCCUGCUGGAGCCAUUUGUGCUAGCCAAGCUGCGCCCGGAGGAUGGCCUCUACCUCAUCCACUGGAGCACCACCCACUUCAACCGCCUUAUCCUCACGGUGGCCCAGCAUGACCAGGCGUCCAGUGCCAAGAGUUGGCGCCUACGCAAGUUCCCCAUUGAGCUGCAGGCUGGGGCCUUUACACUGGAGGGCUGGGACCGGUCCUUCCCCAGUGUGCGGGAUCUGCGGGCUGCCCUGCAGGGCUGUUCACUGCGGUCUGGCCAAGACUGCUUCUCCCUGCACCGCUGCUGUCUGCCACAGCCAGGAGAGUUCUCCAAUCUUGUUAUCCUGCGGGGGUCUUGCGCCAGCACCAGGCCACCCAACCUCAGCCAUCUCAGCUUCCACCGAGUCAGCUGGGACAAGAUCACCCGGCUAUCCCACUUGGGCCAGGGAACCAGGACCAAUGUGUAUGAGGGCCUCUUACUAGUCACAGACAGAGGCCCCGAGGAGGACAAGGCAGAUGAUGGGGGCCCUGGGCAGGACCUGCGAGUGGUACUCAAGGUGCUGGACCCCAGCCACCACAACAUUGCCCUGGCCUUCUAUGAGACUGCCAGCCUCAUGAGCCAGGUCUCCCAUGUACACCUGGCCUUUGUACAUGGCGUCUGUGUGCAUGGCUCAGAGAACAUCAUGGUGACUGAGUAUGUGGAACACGGGCCCUUGGAUGUCUGCCUGCGGCGGGAAAGGGGCCAUGUGCCUGUGGCCUGGAAGGUGGUGGUAGCCCAGCAGCUGGCCAGUGCCCUCAGCUACCUGGAAGACAAGAGCCUAGUUCAUGGAAAUGUGUGUGGCCGGAACAUUCUUCUGGCGCGUUUGGGGCUGGUAGAGGGCACCAGCCCUUUCAUCAAGCUGAGCGACCCCGGUGUGGGCCUGGGGGCCCUCUCCAGGGAGGAGCGGGUAGAGAGGAUCCCCUGGAUAGCUCCCGAGUGUUUGUCUGGUGUGGACAGCAGCCUCAGUACUGCAGCUGACAAGUGGGGCUUUGGUGCCACCCUCCUGGAGAUCUGCUUCGAUGGGGAGAUCCUCCUGCAGGGCCGUGGCCCCUCUGAGAAAGAGCACUUCUACCAGAAGCAGCACCAGCUGCCCCAGCCUUCCUCCCCAGAACUGGCGGUGCUUACCAGCCAAUGCCUGAACUAUGAGCCAGGCCAGCGGCCAUCCUUCCGCACCAUCCUGCGGGACCUCACUCGACUGCAGCCCCAAAAUCUCGAUGUUUCUGCGGUGAAUCCGGACUCACCAACUUCAGAUUCCACCGUUUUCCACAAGCGCUAUUUGAAAAAAAUCAGGGACCUGGGCGAGGGUCACUUUGGCAAGGUCAGCCUGUAUUGCUACGACCCGAACAACGAUGGGACUGGCGAGAUGGUGGCCGUGAAGGCCCUCAAAGCAGGUUGCAGCCCCCAGCUCCUCCCCGGCUGGACACGAGAGAUUGACAUAUUGCGCACGUUGUACCACAAGCACAUCGUCAAGUACAAGGGCUGCUGCGGGGAUCAAGGGGAGAAGUCAGUGCAGCUUGUCAUGGAGUAUGUGCCUCUGGGCAGCCUCCGAGACUACCUACCCCGGCACAGUGUUGGGCUGGCCCAGCUGUUGCUCUUCGCUCUGCAGAUCUGUGAGGGCAUGGCCUACCUGCACUCGCAGCACUACAUCCACCGAGACCUGGCUGCCCGCAAUGUGCUGUUGGACAAUGACAAGCUGGUCAAGAUUGGGGACUUUGGCCUAGCCAAGGCCGUGCCUGAAGGCCACGAAUACUACCGCGUCCACGAGGAUGGGGAUAGCCCCGUGUUCUGGUAUGCCCCAGAGUGUCUGAAGGAAUGUAAAUUCUACUAUGCAUCUGAUGUCUGGUCCUUUGGGGUCACCAUGUAUGAGCUGCUGACCCACUGUGACUCCAGCCAGAGCCCUCCAUCGAAAUUCAUUGAACUCAUAGGCCUCAACCAGGGCCAGAGGACAGUGCUGAGGCUUACUGAACUGUUGGAACAAGGGGAACGGCUGCCUCAGCCAGACAAAUGUCCCUGUGAGAUCUAUCUCCUCAUGAAGAACUGCUGGGAGGCAGAGGCCUCAUUUCGCCCGACCUUCCAAAAUCUCAUCCCCAUCCUCAAGACAGUCCACGAGAAAUACCAAGGUCAGGCCCCUUCGGUGUUCAGUGUAUGCUGAAGCCCACUGGCAGCUCUGCUUGGAGAGAUUGGAACAGAUGGUGCCCACAGAGAGACUCCCACUGCCCCAUCCAGGAGAAAUGCAACAUGGGAACAUGGCCUCAUCCACCUGCUGUGUGUGGCUCCUGUUGGAGACCUCACUUCUGUGAGAUGACUUUACUUCUGUCUUAAUCCCUCUGGGUGCCAUGAGACCAUGGACAGGAUGGCUUACAAACAACAGACAUUCAUUUCUGCCAGUUCUGAAGUCUGGGGAUCCAAAAUCAGUGCCAACAUAGUCACAUUCUAGCGAAGGUGCUCUUCCUGGUUCCUGCUGGUUCAUAGCUAUUCAUGCCUGCCUGUGCUCUCAGCGGAUAGAAGAGGAUAGGAUUCUUUCUGAAGUCACUUUUGUAUAAGACAUUAACCCUGUUUGUGUGGAUUCCUCCCUCAUAACCUAAGCACCUCUCAAAGGCCCCACCUUCUAAUGUAACAUUGAGGAAUUUCAACAUGAAUUGCAAGGGGCAUAAACAUUCAGACUGUAACGCCGUCCAUGGGUGAGCUUGACCCAGACCUUUGAGGGACUCAGGACAAGCAAGAAGCCAACCAGGCUCUUGAAUCUGAUCUUUUACCUUCUUCCAGCUCUCACUUUCUCCACUAGCCAGUAAUAAACUCAUUAUUCCCGCAGUUGGAGAAUGUUACUUUGACUGAUCCACAGCUAGGGUUUGCUGUCCUGGAGGACUGCACUUAGAGCCAGAAUAAACUGUUAAACCUUUGCUCACCUCUGAACAACCAACUAGCAGAAUGGUUUCAGGGAUUACAGAAAGCACUCAAAGCACUGCACAGAUAAUACUGCCAAUUUCACCCUCUCUUCCCUGUGUGACCAUAGGCAAGUGGUUUCCUGGGCCUCCCUUCUCAGCAAUGAACUGGGAAUGUUCAUACUUGCCACCUCAUAGGAAUAAUGCAAAGACCUAACGAGAUCAUGUAUGUCAGAUUCUCAGCAGAGACAUGUAAACAAAGGCUUAAUAAACAUUCAGUGAUGGUGGUGGUAGAUGCCAAAGUGUUUCUACCUAUUGUACUUACCAGCCAUACUAGAGAUACUAGUCACACAUUUUGUGAAAGGCAGUUAAAUAUUUUCCUUCCCAUAGGAUUUCUUAAGACUUUGUGCAUUGGGCCUAGCACAGUGCAGUGAAGCUGUCUGCAGCCUCUGCAGUGCUGGUUCAGUCCCUGCUGGCCGCGGAGCAACCCACAUGGCGAGCAGACCUCUCCUGUCUCACCUGCUGCUCCCCUCAGCAGUGUAUUUCGGUCAUUCUGCCUCUUCUGUUCCCCACUCUGUCUCUGGUGAAUCCUCUCACCCUCCUGCACAUCUGGCCUGUACCCCGGUUCUUGUAUAAAUUAAAAAAUAAA
Messenger RNA from Talpa occidentalis (Iberian mole), 5357 nucleotides. It is a transcript of the gene TYK2, whose product is annotated as tyrosine kinase 2. Bases 460 to 3978 code for a protein of 1172 amino acids. Gene Ontology annotation, cellular component: cytoskeleton; membrane; cytosol. Gene Ontology annotation, biological process: intracellular signal transduction; peptidyl-tyrosine phosphorylation; cell differentiation. Gene Ontology annotation, molecular function: ATP binding; cytokine receptor binding; non-membrane spanning protein tyrosine kinase activity. The record is from RefSeq and is a predicted model, not a curated record. The transcript has 26 exons. Lineage: Eukaryota; Metazoa; Chordata; Mammalia; Eulipotyphla; Talpidae.